This is a messenger RNA of Fimicolochytrium jonesii, 1351 nucleotides long. RefSeq lists its product as uncharacterized. NCBI's taxonomy places the organism in Eukaryota, Fungi, Chytridiomycota, Chytridiomycetes, Spizellomycetales, Powellomycetaceae. Gene Ontology annotation, molecular function: DNA binding. The coding region runs from base 194 to 1351 and encodes 385 amino acids. The record is from RefSeq and is a predicted model, not a curated record. The transcript is spliced from 5 exons.
CCUUGACCUCUGACUUUCCCUCGUCGGGAAUAGAUCCCGAGAAGAACUAAGCAAACGUCAAAACGAAGCCCACCUUUCGAUCGCUGUCUUCGGCAGCGGGGCGGCUCGGAGCAAGCACAAGGAAGAACCAUUUCGCAUAACUGCUUCAUUUGUGGGUCGUACCUUUAAAAGCCAUUAUCGCCUAACGAGAAAGAUGGGCAAGAAAAAGAGAAAGGAGAUGAAGCCUUGGUGCUGGUACUGUGAUCGCGAAUUCGAAGACGAGAAGGUCUUGAUAGAUCACCAGCGUAUCAAGCACUACAAGUGUACAGAGUGUGGGAAAAAGCUCAACACUGCGAACGGAAUGGUGAUUCACAUGCAGCAAGUUCAUAAACAACCAUGCACGACUGUAAAUAACGCGUUACCCGGUCGUGAUUCGGUGGAUAUCGAGAUAUUUGGAAUGGUUGGUGUACCGGAAGAAGAUCUCCAAGCUCAUAUAAACAAAAUUCAAGGAGGAGGCAAUGCGUCCAAGAAGCAGAGGACGGACCUGGGCGCCCUCACACCCGAGCAGAUCCAAAAGCAGAUGGCGGAAUUUAAAAAGCAACAGCAACAGCUGACCGUCUUUGGAGGUGCACCUCAAGCUCCACCCGCGGGUAUGCAAGGUGGACCCCCGCAACCUCCAUAUGGGGCCCCGCAACCAUACCCCGGUGGUCCUGGAUUUCCUGGCGGAGGAUAUCCUCAACACCCACCUCCCUUCGGGUUCCAGCAACCGUACGGCGCGCCCCCACCCAUGCCUUACGGUAUGCCUCCGCCGCAAGGUUUCCCACACUUCCCUCCCUUCCCUCCGCGUCCAGGCAUGCCGCCAAUGAUGGGACCUCCUCCUGGCGCGCCAAUGGGUUUUCCACAAGGUCCGUAUCCAGGUCCACCAAAUCAAAAUGGUCCUCCGCCGAAUCUCCAGUGGGGCCCACGGCCACCAAUGCCUUUACCACCACGGCCACUUCCACCGUCUCAAGGUCCUGGAGCGCCGCCAUAUCAAAAUGGACCUCCUCCUGGACCUGGGUUUCCGCCCAAUGCUGGACCUCCUCCUGGGCCUGGGUUCCCGCCCAAUGCUGGACCGCCUCCCGGGUCUCAAUAUGGUGCGUAUAGCCAGCCACCUCCGCAUGUCAAUGUUCACAGCCCUGCCCCGGUGUCAGCGACGACCGUCCCAACGGACACAGCCGAGAACGCCACUAUGGCAUCGGUGGAAGCCAAGGCGCAGACGGUACCCGCACCAAAAGAACAACGUGGAACCUACUUGAUCUACUCGGAUAACGAGAUCUCGGUGGAGGAGAAGAGAGCACUGCAUCCCAAAUAUGCCUAUGAAGACGACGAAUAG